AUGGCUGCGACAAGAUCUCGUGCAACCGCUAGUCUGCAACGACCCAGUAUAAGGGCAAGUGAGCUCCCUUUCACUCGUAGCUCCAGCAAUCGCAACUUUCUCUUCACAUUGCCAUCAUGAAGUUCGCUACAGUCGCGGCAGCUAUGCUGCCUCUUGCGGCCGCAUACACCAAGGAACAGUACAGAUCGGGAGCUGUCAUGCAAUGGAUGAUGGAGGCCAAAGAGUCUGCCUGGGCUGUUGCCAGAGCUGCCGGCGAGUACAAGAGCGAGAGAUACAACGGAUUCGAAAAGAACAAGAAGGGCGAUCGAAUUCGAUGCACCAACGGCAAGGCCGAAGCCGUCGCAGGAGACGCCAACCAAACAUACGCCUGCAACGGCAUCGAUAUGUACGACUUCAAGACUCACGCAGAGCUCGGUAGCAACGGCGGCGAGGGCUCUGGAUCUUGGGGUGUCACACUGCAAGGCCGAGACUUCAUCGCCAUCGGACAGACAGACGGCGCCGCGUUUGCUGAGGUGACGAAGCAAGGCAAGCUGGUGUACCUUGGCAGACUUCCUGCGCAAUCGACACCAAUCAUCUGGAGAGAGAUCAAGGCGAAUGGUCCUUACAUGAUCAUCGGCUCUGAGGCUGUUGCACAUGGCGUUCAGAUCUUUGACAUGCGCAAACUCCUCAAGGUCGAUCCGAAGAAGCCGAAGACGUUCAGCACUCUUACUGAUGUCACUGUGUUCAAUGAUCCCAUCGGUCUCCCAACUGGCCGCUCGCACAAUGUCGUGGUGAACGAGGAGAGGAACUACGCCGUCGCGGUCGGUGCCGCACCAAGGAAUACCACAUGCAACUCUGGUCUGGUUUUCAUUAACAUGGACAAUCCUACCAAGCCAUACAUGUCUGGCUGCGCGCCACAGGAUGGUUAUGUCCACGAUGCCCAGUGCAUUGUCUACCGCGGUCCACACAAGAAAUACUACGGAAAAGAUAUAUGUUACGGCUUUAAUGAAGAUACGUUAACCAUCUACAACGUGGAAAACAAGAAGGGUCUCACUGCCGCCGAGAUUAUUUCCAUCACUCCUUACAAGGGUGCCUCCUACAGCCACCAAGGCUGGGUCCUGGACCCCAACUGGCAAACUCAUCUUGUUUUGGACGAUGAGCUCGACGAGGGCUUGGUCGUGCCAGACGAAGUGAACCCAGAGAGUCCUGCAUUGGAUGGUUUCCCGGUGACCUACAUCUUCGACAUCACAAAUCUCGAGAAGCCAGUCAACACCGGAUUUUACAAGUCCAAGGUCAAGUCGGUCGACCACAACCAGUUUGUCCACAACGGUCUCUCCUUCCAGUCCAACUACCAAGCUGGUCUGCGUGUCCUCGAUGUCAGCAGCAUUCCACGCGAUCCUUCGGGAAAGAGUGUUCGCGAGAUCGCCUUCUUCGACACAUAUCCACAAGACGACUCGCUACCUGGUGGCGGACUUCCUGACUGGACCUAUGGAACCUGGAGUCAUUACAGCUUCCCCAGCGGCUGGAUUGUCAUCAACACAAUCGAUCGCGGCCCAUUCGUCGUCAAGUUGAACAACUUCAGGAAGCGCGGUUUCGGCAGCGAGUAUGUCAAGCGUGGCGCUUAAGUCGACUGUAAUGACAGUCAUGAUAUAAUGAAGAGAAAACAGAAAUAUGAUGAAGUCGGAUAGCGCUUGUACGAUUUGCCGAGCCAACUCUC
Cercospora beticola is the source of this 1696-nucleotide messenger RNA. Lineage: Eukaryota; Fungi; Ascomycota; Dothideomycetes; Mycosphaerellales; Mycosphaerellaceae. The record is from RefSeq and is a predicted model, not a curated record.